This is a messenger RNA of Lucilia sericata (common green bottle fly), 3189 nucleotides long. RefSeq names its product homeotic protein Sex combs reduced (gene Scr). Gene Ontology annotation, biological process: anterior/posterior pattern specification; regulation of transcription by RNA polymerase II. Gene Ontology annotation, molecular function: DNA-binding transcription factor activity, RNA polymerase II-specific; RNA polymerase II cis-regulatory region sequence-specific DNA binding. Lineage: Eukaryota; Metazoa; Arthropoda; Insecta; Diptera; Calliphoridae. The record is from RefSeq and is a predicted model, not a curated record. Bases 1969 to 3141 code for a protein of 390 amino acids. Gene Ontology annotation, cellular component: nucleus. The transcript is spliced from 4 exons.
CAUUGGCGCUUUGAGCACGUAUACGCGGGUAAAAGAAAGUUACAAAAAUAAAGAAAAUACAUUAAUUUAACAAAAACAAUAAUUUAUUAUAUUUAAAAGAGAAAAAACAACAAGUACAACAAACUAAAGUUAUUAAUUAUUAAAUAAAAUUUGGAUUUUGAUAAAAAAGCGUCAACAAUAACAAAACAUUUAUUUAAAUUUAGUUUGUUGACAAACUAAAAAAAUAUAUAAUUAAACAAAAAGUGAGUGCAAUAUUUGUAUUAUUUAUACUGAAUAUAUGAAUUCACCAGCCAGCCAUUCAGUCAGUCAGUCUUUUUAUAAAAAUAAAAUCAUGUUGAUGUAUGGUUUGCAAAGUGUUUUAGUGGUUUAUUGAUGGCGAUUAAAAUGAAUUUUCUCGCUGAUGAAUGAUCGCAAAUUUAGCAUGAAAUUUAUGUCGAUGAUUUAUUAUUAAAAUAAAAGAAAAAAAAAAAAACAAAAUAAAAAAGUUUAACAGAAAAUUAAAAAUUUCAAACAACAACAAUUAUAAUAACAACUGAAAGUGUUAAUAAAUUGUAUUCCUUUUAAUUGUGUGUCAAAUAAACAAAAUGAAAAAAUAAUCAUAAAUAAAUUUUAACAUAAAUACAACAAAAAGAAACAAGUGCAAUAUAAAUGAAAAUUUGGCGUUUAACAGAAUAAUUUAUCUUUAACACAAACAGGUAAAACGGAUUAAAAUUUGCCAAAAUACAUGAACCGGAAGAACAAUAUAUAGAUGCCCUAAAAGUCAAGGAUUAACACAGCAAAUCAAGUGCAAAAUAAGUUGUACACAAAAAGGGAUCAUUUUUAAAAAUUAUUAUCAUUAUUAUUUCAAAUUGUUAUUAACAAUAACACAUGUUAGUUAGUUAGAGUGUGUGUGAGAGUUUGAAUUUAAAUCUCUACAACAAAACACCUUUACCAGCAACAACAACAACCAUAGUAAUUAUAACAAAAAGUGUAAAACUUGUCAACAUUGUUAUUAUUUGACAAAAUUUAUGGCCUUUUUUGACUUUUUCGCUACAACACUUUUAAACAUACUCUCAUUCUCUCUACCGUACAACUAAACAACAACAAUUGUUAACAUAAAUGAAAUCUACUAAACCUUCAACAAACACACACAACGAAUGAUCAAAUAAAACCUUAAAUUAAAAACUCUUUUUAACUCUAUGAUACACAGUGUUAAAUACAACAAUUAUUUCAAAUACAAAUACAAAGAGACCAAGAACAAGAUCUCUAGCAGAGGAAAAACAUCCUGCAUGAUCGUUGAAAAAGCAUUGAAUUGAAUUGCAGCAAACAUCAUCUGUUCUUGUUCUAGUUGGUGUGUCUGCAUGAUCAUCACAACACAACAUUCUUUCUCUUACACACAACGACGGCAAUUUUUAUCUACUGAUCAUCGGUUUUUCCAAACGAAUUUAUUUCAUCAUUUCAUUCGUACGUUGUUUUCCCUCCACAACACCGGCUUUUAAAAACUCACAUUUAAAUUGGUAGCAGUUAAACGAAAAAUAGAAAAUUUGAUAUCAAAAUGUUUAUCGGAAAAAUUACAACCUGCUGCCGUCGUUAAAACAUUAUGUGUUGGUUGAAUUAUUAUUAUGUUUCUCUUGUGGUAUUUUCACAAUUUGAUUUAUGACUCUCAGACUUGUUAUUAAAAAGACUAAAUAAAAGAGCGUUUAAAAAUAUACAAUUUUAAAAAUACAGUGUUUAAAAUAUACAGUUUAAUAUUGUAAAAAAAUUAAAAAAAACAUAAAGUGAAAAAAAAUAAAUAAGUUAACAUUACUUUAAUAAAAAAAAACUAUUGACAAAUUUGACUUUUGAGAAAGUUUCCUUUGGAUUAUUUUAAACAACGGAAUUAAUAAAUUUUGAUUUUAUAAGGGCUGGUGUUUUUAAAACCAGCUUUUGUGUAGAAACCUUGAGGCUAAACUUUUAGCCCAAUUAAUCCUUAUCAAAAUACCGGCCAUCAUGGAUCCUGAUUGUUUCGCCAUGUCCUCAUAUCAAUUUGUCAACUCGCUGGCAUCAUGCUAUCCCCAACAAAUGAAUGCACAACAAAAUCAUCCGGGCAAUCCCAGUGGUGCCGCUAAUACACCCAACAGUAAUGGUGGACCAGGAGCGGGUAGUACGGGUAGUGCCAAUUCUGGUGCUGCCACUCCCGGCAAUGAUUAUUUUCCUGCUGCCGCUGCUUAUGCUCCCAACUUGUAUCCAAACACACCUCAGGCUCAUUACGCUAAUCAGGCUGCUUACAGUUUAGGCGCGGGAGGUGGCGGUGGUACUGGUGCCCAAACAAAUCCUCCAGAAAUGGUGGACUACACUCAGCUACAGCCACAACGUCUCCUCAUGCAACAACAACAGCAGCAGCAACACAAUGCCCAUGCGUCAGCGGCGGCCCAGCAUGCAGUUAGUCAACAGCAGCAACAACAACAGCAGUUAGGACAACAACACCCGCAACAGCAGCAAUCAAAUAUUAGUUGUAAAUACGCCAAUGAUCCCUCAACACCCACCGGCAACAACAAUACCACCAGCAAUAACAAUAACAAUCAAUCAUUGGCCAGUCCCCAAGAUCUAUCGACACGUGAUAUUUCCCCCAAACUAUCGCCUUCAUCGGUGGUGGAAAGUGUGGCCCGAUCACUGAACAAGGGCGUGUUGGGUGUGAAUCUCAAUAAUAAUCAUGCGAAUAGUGUGAAUGUACCGAUGCACAGUCCCGGUGAGGGUGAUUCCGAUUCGGAAAGUGAUAGUGGCAAUGAGGCGGGCAGUAGUCAAAACAGUGGUGGCAAGAAAAAUCCUCCACAAAUAUAUCCCUGGAUGAAGAGAGUACAUCUUGGUCAAAUACGUACUGUUAAUGCCAAUGGUGAAACAAAACGACAACGGACCUCAUAUACCCGCUAUCAAACAUUAGAACUUGAAAAAGAAUUCCAUUUCAAUCGUUACCUGACCCGCCGAAGACGCAUCGAAAUCGCUCAUGCUCUGUGCUUAACCGAACGCCAAAUUAAGAUUUGGUUCCAGAAUAGACGCAUGAAAUGGAAAAAGGAACACAAAAUGGCUUCAAUGAAUAUAGUGCCCUAUCAUAUGGGUCCCUAUGGUCACCCCUAUCAUCAAUUCGAUAUUCAUCCGUCACAGUUUGCUCAUUUGAGCGCAUAGGACGCGUGGCACUUUUCGGGUACUGGUUAGAGGCUCAAUCAGUUGUAU